Rhineura floridana is the source of this 1807-nucleotide messenger RNA. It is a transcript of the gene TRIT1, whose product is annotated as tRNA isopentenyltransferase 1. Gene Ontology annotation, cellular component: mitochondrion. Gene Ontology annotation, molecular function: ATP binding; tRNA dimethylallyltransferase activity. Gene Ontology annotation, biological process: tRNA modification. The record is from RefSeq and is a predicted model, not a curated record. The coding region runs from base 248 to 1594 and encodes 448 amino acids. NCBI's taxonomy places the organism in Eukaryota, Metazoa, Chordata, Lepidosauria, Squamata, Rhineuridae. The transcript is spliced from 11 exons.
GGCAGGAGGGGGCCGAGAACGCGCAAGCGCCGCGGCUCGAGACCCGACGCUGGCUGCGGCUGGCUCAGCCAGGCCCUCUCGGAGCCGGCGGCCCCGGCGUGCGUUUCGGCCCCUCCACGACUCCGCCUCCCUGCCUGUCUGCUCCUCCUCCUCCGGCCCUUGCGAAGCGGCCGAGCAGAGCCACAGAGGCCUUGUGGCGCGUCGACUGCCCACCCGGCCAGGCAGGCCUCUCGCUCGCUCUCCCGCGAUGGCGGCGCGGCCGCUGCCUCUGGUGGUCAUCCUGGGCGCGACGGGCACCGGCAAGUCCCGGCUGGCGCUGCAGUUGGGCCUCCGGCUGGGCGGCGAGAUCAUCAGCGCGGACUCCAUGCAGGUCUACCAGGGUCUGGACAUAAUCACCAACAAAGCUUCCCCUCAGGAGCAGGGGCUGUGCAAGCAUCACAUGAUCAGCUUCGUGGACCCCUUGGUCACCAACUACACUGUGGUGGACUUCAGGAACAAGGCCACAACCCUCAUUGAAGACAUCUUUGCCUGCAAGAAGAUCCCGAUUGUGGUUGGAGGGACCAACUAUUACAUUGAGUCCCUGCUCCGGAAAGUUCUGAUCGACACUGAGGAGGUCGCCAGGCAUUCAGGCUUGGCCGAGGGAACUACUGAUCGGAAAGUUGAACUGGAGAAACUGGAUUGCCAAGAGCUCCAUUGCCGACUGAGCCAGGUGGACCCCAGAAUGGCAGCCAAACUGCAUCCUCAUGAUAAACGCAAAGUGGCCAGGAGUUUGCAAGUGUUUGAAGAAACUGGCAUCCCCCACAGUGAGCUCCUGCAACAGCAGCAGGAGGAAGAAGGGGGAGGGCCCUUGGGGGGCCCCCUGAAGUACCCCAACCCUUGCAUCUUAUGGCUUUAUGCUGAACAGGCAGUUCUAGAAGAACGGUUGGACAAGCGUGUCGAUGAGAUGCUGGAGACCGGUCUGUUGGAAGAGCUGCGAAACUUUCACCGGCGAUAUAACCAGGAGAGGGUGGAUGAGAACAGCCAGGAUUAUCAACAUGGCAUUUUCCAGUCCAUCGGCUUCAAGGAAUUCCACCAGUUCUUGAUAACGGAGGGCAAGUGCUCAGAGGAGAUGAGCCACCAGCUCCUGGACCAAGGAAUUCAGGCCUUGAAGGUAGUGACCAAGAGGUAUGCCAGGAAGCAGAACAAGUGGGUCCGGAACCGCUUCCUGAGGCGUCCAGGUCCAAACGUGCCUCCCGUCUAUGGCUUGGAAGUCUCGGAUCUCUCUCAGUGGGAAGAGGAAGUGCUUGAACCGGCUGUCCAGAUUGUGAAGAGCUUCUCGCAGGGGCAGCAGCCACCGGCCGAGCCCAUAAUGAUGGAGGACAAGCUGGAUGAGGACAAGCGGAGUCACCACACCUGUGAGCCGUGCGGCAGAGUCAUCAUCGGGGACAGGGAAUGGAAAGCUCACCUGAAAUCCAAGAACCACCUUUUCCAGCAGAAGAAACUGCGUCGCUUGGCCUCAGCGCCUUGUUCCACAAAGUGCUCCGAUGGCAGUGCAGAGUUUGGUGGGAAGAGCAAAGGAAAGGAGAACAGGAGCAUGGAAGCCUGUGAAAUGUAGACCCAGCUUGGCCUUUGGCCAUCCGGGUGUGUGGUGGAUCCUCUCCUCAUCAAGGAUUUCUAGCUUUAGAAAUGCAAGGCCACCUUUCUCCAGGAGUGAACAGUUCCAUUGUACACAAAGAAUCAAGCUGAUCCAGGUGUGAAUACCAGGGUGACAAUCUACCUCUUUACAAUUUUGUUAAAAAGAUGAAGGCUAUAUUUUUAUAUUCCACUA